This is a messenger RNA of Dichomitus squalens LYAD-421 SS1, 4006 nucleotides long. RefSeq names its product glycosyltransferase family 2 protein. The record is from RefSeq and is a predicted model, not a curated record. The transcript has 4 exons. NCBI's taxonomy places the organism in Eukaryota, Fungi, Basidiomycota, Agaricomycetes, Polyporales, Polyporaceae. Bases 64 to 3483 code for a protein of 1139 amino acids. Gene Ontology annotation, cellular component: cell periphery; cell septum. Gene Ontology annotation, molecular function: chitin synthase activity.
CCCGCCCUCCCUCAAGCUGCCUUUCUCUUUCGUUGACUGUCUUUUCCCUUCCCUUAUUUGAGCAUGUCUGCUCAAUUCCGGCCCAAGUUCGAUCCCUCAGAUGUCCCCAUUCCGACCUCAAGGACUCUUCAGCCUUCGGCGACCACUGUCCGCCGUGCGAAGACACUUACCCGCCCGGAGCGUACUGUAGCCCCCGUUCCGCUCAUAAAUGCACAGGUAGCACACUCCGCCGCCGGCCCACGAGCUGCUGCUUCCGACGACGGUCCUCCCCUUGACGCAUGGCGUAUAUUCUCGCGCGUCGUGUCAUUUUGGGCCCCCGACUUCCUCCUCGAAUCACUCGGAGGACUACGAGACAAGCAGAAGCGGCAGGCUUGGAGGGAAAAGAUUGCCCUCUGCUUCAUCAUCAUCAUUCUUUGCGGUGGUGUAGGCUUCGUCACCGUCGGCUUCCAGAAGGUCCUAUGCCCCGACACCACGCAGUUCGUUAGCAGGUUCGCGCCGAAGGGGUCGGUGGGAGGAGUUCUGGGAGUGCAGGGGUGGCAGAUGAACAUCACGAAGUUUCCUACCGCACAGGGAGUCAACUUCACCGAUUUGCUCAAGUCUCCUGGCCAGGACAUUACCACUCUUUUCCAGCGUAACGCCAGCCAGUACCCUGCUUGUAGCGGCCUUUCCUUCCGCGCUGCCGCCGAGGCGCCUUGUCCCCAAGCAGACAAGUGUCCUAUCGGUCAACUCGAUACUACUUCUCUUGAGAAGGAUGGGUUCAUCAACACUACCUUGGUCGUAGGCUACGAUUGGGACCAGGUCGCAGCUCUCCAGAACUAUCUCGUCAUUGACGGCGCCGUACUCAACAUGAACUCGUACAUGGCGCUUCAUCCUACCCCCAUUCCCUCCGACAACGUUGACGCUGCCAUCCGGACGGUGUUGCAGAACAUGCCCGGAGGGUCCGGCCGAGAUGCUACGCGUCUGUUCUACUACCGCUCGGAACUUCGCCAAGCAGUUCCUUGUCUGGUGCAGCGAUACUACGCCGGGAACAUCGACAAGAUUACGCCCGGAUGCGUGGUGUCACAGCUCGUGCUGUACGCCGGUCUCAUUGUCGUCCUAAGUCUCGUCAUGGUCCGUUUCGCCAUGGCCUGCGUCUUCAACUGGUUCAUGUCCUCCCGUCUUGCCGGUCCCCCCGACAAUCUCACCCUCAAUCGCUCUGCGAUCAGCCCUGCUGUCAUGCCUGAAGGCGCCAAUGUCUCGAUUGACAACCUCAACGGGACGGCGCCGUGGGCUGGCCCUGGGGGCACGAAGCGACUCAUGAAACCCAACAGCAAAACCGUGCGUUCGAUGGUGUCCUCGAGCUCCACGCUUGUCAACAACCGAGACAGCGGGGCGGCGGCGCCUGUCAUGAGCCUCGCGCAGAUCGGAGCCGAGCUAUUUGCGGUCUGUCUCGUUACGUGUUACUCAGAAGGCGAGGACUCUCUCCGGACCACGCUCGACUCGAUCUCCACUACAUCGUACGCCGACCAGCGUAAGCUCUUGUUCGUGGUCGCGGACGGAAUGAUCACCGGAGCAGGAGAAAAGCGAAGUACGCCCGACAUCUGUGUCAGUCUGCUGGAAGCCGACCCACGGUUCGGUAAUCCGGUGCCUAUGAGUUAUGCUGCCGUCGGCUCGGGUGCGAAAAGCGAGAACAGAGCUAUGGUCUAUGCUGGGCAUUACACCGUCGCUGGCCGGCGGACGCCCACGGUCGUCGUUGUGAAGUGCGGGACGGAGCAGGAAGCGGCUACGGACAAGAAACCAGGCAAUCGGGGCAAGCGCGACAGUCAAUUGAUUCUCAUGAACUUCUUCUCCCGCGUCACCUACAACGAUCGGAUGAGCCCACUCGAUUUCGAUCUCUUCCGCAAGAUCCACGUCCUCAUGGGAGUCACGCCCGACUUCUUUGAAGUCUGUCUCAUGGUCGACGCCGACACGAAAGUGUACCCCGAUUCCCUGAAGUACCUCGUAAACUGCAUGCACCACGAUCAGAUGAUCAUGGGCGUAUGCGGGGAAACACGGAUAGCGAACAAGCGACAGUCUUGGGUCACGGCCAUCCAGGUCUUCGAGUACUUCAUCUCCCAUCACAACGCGAAGGCCUUCGAAUCCGUCUUUGGUGGUGUUUCCUGUCUCCCAGGGUGUUUCUCGAUGUUCAGAUUGAAGGCGCGGAAGGCUACAGGCGACGACUGGGUGCCUCUCAUCAUCAAACCGGAGAUCGUCAAGGAGUAUAGCCAGUCGGUUGUGACGACGCUGCACGAGAAGAACCUGCUCUUGCUCGGCGAAGAUCGUUUCCUCACCACCAUUCUCCUGCGCACGUUCCCGAAUCGCAAGAUGAUGUUCCUUCCCCAGGCGAAGUGCAGAACGGUCGUGCCCGAUACGUUCAGCGUGCUCCUCUCGCAGCGUCGUCGUUGGAUCAAUUCCACGAUCCACAACCUCAUGGAACUGGUCCUUGUUCGGAAUCUGUGCGGGACCUUCUGCUUCAGCAUGCAGUUCGUAGUUUUCAUGGACCUUCUCGGCACUGUCGUCCUUCCCAUCGCUAUUUCCCUGACGUACAUGCUCAUCGUGGGCAUGAUUCUCGCUCCUCCGCACAACUUCGAAGAAGCGAUCCCUCUCGUCCUUCUCAUUGCCGUCCUCGGUCUCCCCGCUAUCCUUAUUCUCAUCACUACGAGGAAGGUCGUGUACAUCUUCUGGAUGUUGAUCUACUUGGCGGCGCUGCCAGUUUGGAAUUUCGUCCUCCCAGUAUAUGCCUUCUGGCAUUUCGAUGACUUCUCUUGGGGCGAAACUCGGAAGGUCGAAGGUGAACGCAAGGGGGAAGCUCAUGGAGAAGGAGCUGGAGUCAUCGGAGCAGCGAGCGUACCUAUGCGACGCUGGGAAGACUGGGAGCGCUCACGACUGCGGAAGAUUCGCCGCGAGGAGAGGCGGAGACGAGAGUUCGAGCGCCAACACGGAGCUUACAUCGGUUCGAAUGGCGAGCUCGUCGCGCGCAGCGAGGUGUAUAGCCAGUACGAUGGCUCGGACACUGUCUCUGUAGCUUCCUCAGACGACGACCACUGGGGGGCGCAGAUCGGCGGAUACAACGAGAACAGCGUCCAAUAUCCUCCUCCGCCCGUCACACUCAUGCCACAGGCUCUGGCGAGCGCGGAAACCAUAGCGGGAUCGGAUCUCGAAGCAAUGCUCGAAGUCGGGUUCGACGAGCGGUCAUCUGGGCGUGCAAGAGGGCAUGAGACGCGAUUCCAGCUAUCCGAUAGGGGCAAUGGGUAUACACCACUGUCCAGGGCAACCUCGCCCGGCGUGCAGACUGCGCAGGCAGCACCGCUGCUCCAGCCAAUAUCGCCAACGACACCUGGAGAUUCUAUCGGCACAGGUAGCUCUGCGGACUGGCAAGCACACGGGAAGGAGUCGAGCGGUGGACGUUCCGGCAAGCAAGAUUAUGGGCCACUGGGGCCUUUAGACCCCAGAUCGAAGUUCUAAUGUCGCAUAGUCGUUGCAUUGGCACCAUUGUCGGACUGUUCGCUUUGACUCGCUGUGUUACUAGUUCAUCAUACCCAUUCCGCUCUUGCUCGUCGCCGCACGUCACCGUCACGCCAAUAUCCGACGCCCAUCCACUAUUCCCCACGUACAGAACAUUAGCUCCAUAUUCGUAAUUCCUCCGUGUUUAGGAUACGGACGCUUGCCCUUUGACUACUACGCCAUCAGCCCUCUCCUCGCCCCUCGCUUCUGCGCGCCCCCUCCUUCGACUCUCGUCGUAGCUGUCGCUACCAUCUCUACCUACCGCCGCCUCGCAUCCACUUGUCACGCCACACGUCGUUCGCAUAGCAUGAUGAAUCGCCUCGCCCUCUUCCACCUUCUCCAAUCAAGGCCUGUCUUUGCUGCAUUAUCUGAUAUAUAGCUACCUGUUUCAAUUCAUAGAGCAUUCUCUUCUUGUGCACUUCACGUACGAAGACAACGCUGGAUUAUCGAUGUAAUACGGAAAUGCACACCAGGCCUCAUAACU